CUCUAAAUUUUCCGUUCUGAAGUAGCUGUACAGAGCACAUACGUAAGAACCCCCUAGAAUUUGCAAGCUAUCUAUAAAACCCCAUCUCUCUCUAGUUUCAAUUUUAGUCUAAUCCUUCUCUAUCUGUUUCUUCGUUAUUUCAUUUCGUUAAUUUCUGAGCAGGCUUUGGAAAUUCCCGACUACCAAAGAAGAAAGCAACUUGAGAAUCUAUUGCAGAAGGUGAAGCUUUUGAGAAGUGAUUAUGUUCGGGGAAGGAUCAAAAACUGGGGAUUUAGAAUCUUGCUUUCAGAAGCUUGUAGUAUUUGGUGCUGGAGAAGCUAAGAUGGGUGGCGGGGUUUUGACUGAAUGGAAGGACCUUCCAAUGGAGCUCUUGUUGCGGAUUGUUUCGCUUGUUGACGAUCGGACUGCGAUCAUUGCUUCUGGUGUGUGUACUGGCUGGAGAGAUGCUAUUUGCUUAGGCCUCACUCAACUCUGCCUUUCAUGGUGCAACAACAAUAUGAAUAACCUUGUUUUGUCACUUGCACCCAAGUUCACGAAACUGCAAACUCUAACUUUACGCCAAAAUAAACCACAGCUUGAGGAUGGUGUGAUUGAGACCAUUGCGAGCUUCUGCCAUGAUCUACAAGACUUGGAUCUCAGUAAAAGCUUCAAGCUCACUGAUCGCUCCUUGUAUGCCUUAGCCCAUGGGUGUCCUAACCUUACAAAACUCAAUGUCAGUGGUUGUACAGCCUUCAGUGAUGCUGGCCUUGCAUAUCUUACUAGCUUCUGCAGAAACUUAAUAUCCUUAAAUCUUUGUGGAUGCAUAAAAGCUGCAUCUGACAGAGCUCUGCAGGCCAUUGCUUGUAAUUGCCAUCAGUUGCAAUCUUUGAAUCUGGGUUGGUGUGAGGGUGUCACUGAUGUAGGAGUGAUUUGUCUGGCUUAUGGAUGCCCGGAUCUGAGGGCCCUGGACUUGUGUGGCUGUGUCCUCAUAACAGAUGAAAGUGUGAUAGCAUUGGCAGAUGGGUGCCGCCAUCUGAGAUCCCUUGGCCUGUACUACUGCCAGAACAUUACGGACAGAGCCAUGUAUUCUCUGGCCAAUAGUCGGGUGAAGAGCAAGCAUGACCUGUGGGACUCUGUGAAAAGGGGGUACAGCAAGGAUGAAGGGCUCAUGAACCUCAAUAUCAGCCAGUGCACAGCUCUCACUCCUUCAGCAGUUCAGGCUGUGUGUGACUCAUUCCCUGCACUUCACACAUGUCCUGGAAUGCAUUCCCUUAUAAAGAGCGGUUGUCUCAGCCUAACAUCUGUGCAUUGUGCCUGUUCUUUUCAAGCACAUCGCGCAGUGAGCUUGCCUCAUGCUGCACAUUGAACCAAGCAGUAUGAAGAAUGUCAUGAACUUUCUCCUGGACCCCAAAAAUCCAAAUCCAUGUACAAAUGGUCAGUGACGAGCUUUGAUGGUAGUUUUUUUUUUUUUUUGGUAAAAAGCUUUGAUGGUAGUUAUGGCCGGUAAUAGUGGACUUUUCCUUGAAAACUAGUAUUGGACUCUGGAUUUAUUAUAUUUAUUACUUGUGCAUCAAUAGACUUUGAACAUCAGACUUUGCUUCA
Molecule: messenger RNA, 1581 nt
Organism: Macadamia integrifolia
Lineage: Eukaryota; Viridiplantae; Streptophyta; Magnoliopsida; Proteales; Proteaceae
Product: F-box protein SKP2A-like
Exons: 5
Coding region: 242-1345 (367 amino acids)
Biological process (GO): SCF-dependent proteasomal ubiquitin-dependent protein catabolic process
Cellular component (GO): SCF ubiquitin ligase complex
Molecular function (GO): protein binding
Source: RefSeq, a predicted model, not a curated record